AUGGUGAGUCGAGCCGAAAAUAAGGGACCGAUUAGUGAGGAUGAAGCCGCGCUGGAGCUUCGCAGACUCCAAGAAGCUGUCAAACGCGCGGCCAUCUAUCACAGUGGCGAAGGAAAAUUUGAGAAAAGGACAGAUCUUUCGUAUAUCGUGCACGCCAGUCUACACGGCGUCCAAUUCGUGUUCAUAUCGGCCGCUGAAAUUUUUCAUCACGUGCAUCACUACAUAAAUGAACGCGCGCGAGAGAAGGACGACACGAUUGUGGCAUUGCCGGAGGAGAGAAAUCCCAUUUUCUUCCUGUACCCUCUUUACAUGCUGGUGAGCCUUUCUCUCGCAAUCCUCUGGGUCGUUACAAAAGUACUGGCCAACAGACCCGUGAUACCUUUAGCAGCAUGCGCGACGGGGGCUAUCCUGAUGCUAGUGACAGGGAUAAUGGAGAUGAAACACGCAGAUGUGUACAUCGAUAUCGCCGAGUUCACCGACGAGGAAUUAUUGGAGCAUCCUAUCUUCAUUCAUAAUUUUGUGAUGUGUAUAUUAUCGAUCUUCGUUAUGACUAUGUUUUUGCUCCAGACUUGGCUCCUUUUCGACUACUGGCAAUGGUUUCGAAAAGAACGAGAUCUUUCCACUACAACGAGUGACACGUCAAGUUUGAGUUCUAGCGUGGACACUGACGUAACUGAGAGUUCCAUGGUUGAAAAGAGGAUCGAUGAACGCGAGUUCAAAAGGCAGGUCGUAGAAUUGGCACCAAUUCCUACUUUCGAAGACUUGCCUACCCCAGUUGUGGUCACCGAUGACAUCGUAAGAAUGAUGACCACUGUCACCUCACAUGAUCCUAUCGGUAUCUUAGAACUUGAUGAGGAUGAAGAGCCAAUCCUUUAUUGCUGCUUCGUCGAUUGGUACAACUAUAUUAGAGUAAAAAUGGAAAGUAAACCGAAGCACGAAUUCCAAAUAGUUCACGUCAUGUGA
Molecule: messenger RNA, 963 nt
Organism: Dinoponera quadriceps
Lineage: Eukaryota; Metazoa; Arthropoda; Insecta; Hymenoptera; Formicidae
Exons: 5
Coding region: 1-963 (320 amino acids)
Source: RefSeq, a predicted model, not a curated record